AUGCAAAGUUCAGGAAAACAAAAGAUAAGGGAGCUUCGCAGAGUAAUUGUCGGCUUUGUAAGGCCUAAGCUCAAAUCUAAGGUUGCGUUUUCAAUGGGUCGAUGCAUCAAUUUUCAAUCCCCAGUUGUCUUCUCGGCUUUUCCCUGAAUCCAGAACAGCUUCUUCCUCUUUCUUCUACCACACACUGACUCACAGUUUGGACUAGUAGUUGCGCAUGCCACGAACAUAUACUGCCUCGCAAAUCGCAUACGACAAAUUUAUGCUAAGAUUUCGUCGUUUCUCGUCGUAAUUUUGAUAUCCCUUUUAACCUUUUCCUGUUAUUUUUCUUCACCGGUCCCUGAAGGGAAAGAAGCGCCGAAAGCUGGGUGUCGAGAAAUUACCCUAUCUUGCUUCUCGCUCCAAUUGAUUUCUAUGAGAAUUACCAAUUUCCGCGAGCUGAGUUUUCAUCUUUUUGUUGUGAAUUGAAAACCCAUUAACGGAUUUAUGGGAUUCGAGAGAGAGAGAUGAUGAAAACGAAGUGAUCGUUUCGCUGGAAAGUUCCAGUUAUGGGGAAUUUUAUUGCUGGGCUUUUGUUGCCUCUGCUGCUUUUAAGUGCUGCUUUACUCAAUUGGAGUUUAAUCUCUCUUGUUGAUUUGAUAGCAUUUCUGUUUAUUCAGUCAGUGGCACCAAAACCUGGAUUUCAUUUCCGGAACCGCCCUUUGUUAUUGUGGUUUGUUAUUAUAUUUUCCCUACUUGCUAUUCUUUCGCAAGUGACUUUUCUUAUCAUAUGGGCUGUGGAGGGGAGUAGCUGGAAUAUAGCAGAUGCUUGGUGGACAAAGUUAAUUGGGUUCAUGAGGGUCCAAUCUUGGAGAUCUCCCCUAGUUAUUUAUUUCUUGGUUGCACAACUGUUAGCAUUUUUAGUUGCUUCUGUUGAAAUCUAUGCGAUCAAAGUUGGGCUGGUUUCAGGGCGAGAUGUAUGCUGGGGGCAUUUUUCUGUAUCUGUUGAACAUUUAGGUUCUCAUCUUAGGGUUGUAUUGUGCUUGCUGUUGCCUGCCAUUCAAUUGGUUGUGGGAAUUAGCAAUCCCUCAUGGACGUCUCUUCCAUUCUUUAUUGGUAGCUGUGUUGGCCUUGUUGACUGGUCUCUAACCAGCAAUUUUCUAGGCCUUUUCAGGUGGUGGAGGCCUCUUCAGCUGUACGCAGGCUUCAACAUUGUCCUGCUUUACAUUUAUCAGCUUCCUAUACCGUUCUCAACAACAUUGCAAAGGAUAGCUGAGUUUAUUGGUCUGUACAAGAUAUCUGGAAAUUCUGAGCGGACAGAGAUUUGUUCUUGUCUUUCUCUCAUAGCAUUCUACAUAAUGCUAUCCCAUGUUAGAUGUGAUUUGGAGGAAAUGGACAUUAUUAUGUCGAUGGGAAAAAGUAGUUUGUCUGAGCAACUUCUUCCACCAAAGCAUACAUUUUUCAUUCGUGAAUUAAGAUCUGGUGUAAGGCAUACAAAUGUUUUACUAAGAGGAGAAGUUUUUCGGACAUUUAGCAUAAACUUUUUCACAUAUGGAUUCCCAAUCUCCCUGUUUGCUCUUUCUUUCUGGAGUUUUCAUUUUGCUAGCAUAUGUGCAUUUGGAUUACUAGCAUAUGUUGGCUACAUUGUGUAUGCCUUUCCCUCUUUGUUCCGUUUGCACCAUUUAAAUGGGUUGCUUCUUGUCUUCAUUCUAUUCUGGGCUGUUGGCACAUACAUUUUCAACAUGGCAUUUGCAUUCCUAAAUCGGAAAAUUGGGAAGGACAUGGAGAUAUGGGAAAUGGUUGGGUUGUGGCAUUAUCCCAUUCCUGGACUUUUUCUGCUGGCACAAUUUUGCCUUGGAAUUCUGGUUGCCGUUGGUAAUCUGGUGAACAACUCUGUCUUCCUAUACUUGUCUGAUGAAGUUGGGCAAUCUUUGAAUGACAAUGACAACUGCACUGUUGAAGUGAAAGAUGAGACCAAGGUGUUGAUUGUGGCUACAAUUGCAUGGGGACUGCGCAAAUGCUCACGGGCUAUCAUGCUGACAUUGAUAUUCCUCAUUGCUGCAAAACCCGGUUUCAUCCAUGCUGUAUAUGUGAUAUUUUUUUUUAUGUAUCUUCUGAGCCAUGACAUCAGCAGAAAGAUGCGCCAAUCCUUGAUUCUCCUAUGUGAGGCCCAUUUUGCAGUGUUGUACAUUCUUCAGCUUAAUCUAAUUUCUAAAUUUUUGGAGCAAAAGGGCUUCUUGAGUAUGGAAAUUUUAUCUCAAUUAGGUCUUCUUGACAGCGAUAGCUCCUGGGAUUUCUUGGAGAUAGCUUUGCUUGCAUGCUUUUGUGCAGUUCAUAAUCAUGGCUUUGAAAUGUUAUUUUCAUUCUCAGCCAUUGUGCAGCAUACCCCUAGCCCUCCUGUUGGAUUUAGCAUUCUGAAAGCUGGUUUGAGCAAAUCAGUUCUAUUGUCUGUGUAUGCAUCUCCAAGCUUCAGUGACAGACAUGAUGAUGCUUCUCAUGAGAGAAGAAUAGCAUCAUUCCUCAGUGCAGUAGGACAGAAGUUCCUAUCAAUAUAUCGGUCAUUUGGAACCUAUGUUGCUUUUUUGACCAUACUUCUCACAGUUUACCUGGUGAGACCUAAUUAUAUAUCAUUCGGGUACAUUUUCCUUCUACUCUUCUGGAUCAUUGGAAGACAAGUUGCUGAGAAGACAAAAAGACGCCUGUGGUUUCCAUUAAAAGUAUAUGCAAUUAUGGUGUUUACUUUCUCAUAUAGCUUGUGCAUUUUCUCUAGCUUAGAGCUGUGGUUGUCUGGUAUAAUAGAUCUUUAUCAUGACUUGGGCUAUAAUCCAGAAGCUUCAUUAUUUGAAAAUGUUUGGGAAUCUCUAGCAAUUUUGGUUGUGAUGCAACUUUACAGUUAUGAAAGGAGACAGAGCAAGUAUAACAGGUCGAAUGAUGCUGAUCCAUCAGAAUCUGGAGUAUUUGGGUUUAUCAGACGCCUUCUAAUUUGGCACAGUCAGAAAAUUUUGUAUAUUGCUGUGUUCUAUGCAUCUCUGUUGUCAAUUAGUGCAUUUGGUUUUCUGUAUAUUUUUGGCCUUGUUAUAUGUUCAACUUUACCCAAAGCUUCUCGGAUCUCAUCCAGAUCAUUCUUAAUUUACACAGGAAUUCUGGUGACCACUGAGUAUCUUUUCCAGAUGUGGGGUAAACAGGCUGGGAUGUUUCCUGGCCAAAAGCACUCUUAUUUGUCCAAUUUGUUGGGUUUCCAGGUAUUUAGGCCUGGAUUUUGGGGCAUAGAAUCAGGUUUGAGGGGAAAAGUUCUGGUUGUUGCAGCCUGUACUCUCCAGUACAAUGUCCUUCGUUGGUUGGGGAGGAUGCCAAGUAAUCUUCUGAAUACAGGAAAAUGGGAAGAACCUUGCCAAUUGUUUGUCUCAGCAGAAGAUACAUCAACUGUUGUUUCCAUCACUAAUCAGGGAAGUAAUCUAUCAUCAGAUUCCGUGUCACUAUUUGCAAAGGAAACAGUGGUGCCUAGCAAUUCAUGGCCAUCUUUUGACUCUUAUGUGCCUCAAGAAUCUCUGCCAGUGGCUUCUAAAAUAGGAGGCUCUGACAGUAGCAGCACAAGAAAAUAUUCAUUUCAAUAUAUCUGGGGAAGCUCUAGGGAAAGUCAAAAGUGGAAUAAGAAGCGGAUAAUUGCCUUAAGAAAGGAAAGAUUUGAAAUGCAGAAGACUACCUUGGAAGUAUAUCUGAAGUUUUGGAUGGAGAAUAUGUUCAAUCUCUUUGGCCUUGAGAUAAACAUGGUUGCAUUGCUUCUUGCCAGUUUUGCAUUGUUGAAUGCUAUUUCUAUGCUGUACAUUGCAUCACUCGCAGCUUUUAUUCUUUUGGAUCGGCGUAUUGUACGUAAAGUGUGGCCUGUAUUUGUCUUUUUGUCUGCCACUAUUCUCAUCCUUGAGUACUUUGCCAUCUGGAAGAAUAUGAUGCCUUCAAGUAAAAAUGUCCCAACUGAGACCAGUGUGCAAUGCCAUGAUUGCUGGAGAAGCUCAAAUCAACAUUUCAAUUACUGCAAAAACUGUUGGCUAGGACUUAUUGUUGAUGAUCCUAAGACACUUAUCAGCUAUUUUAUGGUAUUCAUGCUUGCUUGUUUUAAACUUCGUGCGGAUCACCUCUCCAGUUUCUCAGGAUCUUUCACAUAUAAUCAGAUGAUAUCUCAACGUAAGAAUGCAUUUGUUUGGAGAGAUCUUUCUUUUGAAACUAAAAGUAUGUGGACUUUUCUCGACUACCUGAGGCUAUACUUUUAUUGUCAUCUAUUGGAUCUUGUGCUUGCUUUGAUUCUGAUUACUGGAACCCUCGAGUAUGAUAUUCUGCACCUUGGGUACCUUUGUUUUGCCCUGGCUUUCUUUCGUAUGAGACUCAAAAUAUUGAAGAAGAAGAACAAAAUUUUCAAGUUCUUGCGCAUCUACAAUUUUGCUGUUAUUGUUCUUUCUCUUACUUAUCAGUCUCCUUUUGUGGGGGAAUUCAGUGCGGGGACAUGUGACACAAUAGAUUACAUAUAUGAGGUGAUUGGAUUUUAUAAAUAUGACUAUGGGUUUCGGAUUACUUCAAGAUCUGCUCUGGUGGAGAUUAUCAUAUUUUUGCUCGUGUCACUGCAGUCAUAUAUCUUUUCCUCCCAGGAGUUUGAUUAUGUGUCACGAUACCUUGAAGCAGAACAAAUUGGUGCCAUUGUGCUUGAGCAGGAGAAGAAAGCUGCAUGGAAGACUGCACAGCUACAGCAUAUUCGUGAAAGUGAGGAAAAGAAACGCCAGCGUAACUUGCAAGUAGAGAAAAUGAAAUCUGAGAUGCUCAAUCUUCAAAACCAACUGUACAGCAUUAACUCAACUGCAAAUUUCUAUGAUGCCUCCACUGGUAUUGGAGGCCUACGGAGGAGGAGGAGUACUUCUCUUAAUAAGGAGGAAGGUAGUUAUGGAAAGCAUGAUCCGGAUAUAAAUACAGAUUUAGUAUUCCCUUUUGAAUUGCAUGAGCCUCCUGCUUGUACUAAAACUGAAAGUCCAACAGAAUCAGGUUUUGAGAAGCAUUCGAUGGAAGCUCCUCAUUGUGAGAUUUCUGAACUCGAAGUGGAUGCUGCUGACGGUGCAUUGCUUGAUUCAAACAAAACAGAGAGAGGCCAAGCAAAGGAAAAUCCAUUAAUUUCUGCUGUGCAGCUAAUUAAUGAUGGUGUCUCCCAGGUACAGUGCAUUGGGAAUCAGGCAGUUACUAACCUGGCAAGCUUCUUGAACAUAAAGCAUGAAGAUUUGGACUCAAAUGAGCACUCUCCUACAGAUGAUGAGGUAUAUGAUGCAGUAGAGAGUGAGAAUAUGACAUACACCUGUUUAAACCACUCAUCUUCUCUUCAGUCUGAUAAGAGCAGAUCCAUGUCGGAUACUGCAAGCUUGCAAAUCGGAAUAAUCAUCCGUCACAUAUGGUCCCAGAUGCGAUCCAAUAAUGAUAUUGUGUGUUACUGUUGCUUCAUUCUUGUCUUUCUUUGGAACUUCAGUUUGCUUUCUAUGGUGUACCUUGCAGCUCUCUUCUUGUAUGCUCUAUGUGUAAACACUGGCCCAAGUUACAUCUUUUGGGUUGUAAUGCUAAUCUACACAGAGAUCUAUAUUUUGCUUCAGUAUCUGUAUCAAAUAAUCAUCCAACACUGUGGACUGAGCAUUCAGUUGAGCCUACUGCAUGAAUUAGGGUUUCCUACACACAAAAUCGCAUCAUCAUUUGUUGUCAACUCAUUGCCUCUUUUUUUAGUCUACUUGUUUACCCUUAUACAGAGCUUUAUAACCACAAAAGAUGGUGAAUGGAUGUUCUACACAAAAUCCAAUUUUUUCAAAAGAAGAGUCCUUUACGGAGACACUAGCUUAAGUUCUAGCUUGAGUGAGAAGGCAUGGAGGCUGCUUUUACCAGUAACAAAUGUUGUAAAAAUGAUAAUUAGAGGCUUCUGUACCUACUGGAAAUCAGUCACACAGGGAGCAGAAUCUCCUCCUUACUUUGUUCAGUUGUCCAUGGAUGUCCACUUGUGGCCAGAGGACGGGAUCCAGCCAGAGAAGAUUGAGUCUGGAAUAAAUCAAUUGCUUAAAAUUGUUCAUGAUGAUAGAUGCAAGGAAAAGAAUCCUAAUGUUUGCCCUUCUGCCAGUAGAGUUCGCAUUCAGAGCAUUGAAAGAAGUCAAGAAGACCCAAGUGUGGCAUUGGCUGUUCUUGAGGUGGUAUAUGCCUCCCCUUUGACAGAAUGUGCAGCUGAAUGGUACAAGUCACUCACUCCAGCAGCUGAUGUAGCAAAAGAAAUUCUUAAAGCAAAGAAUGCAGGCUUUAUUGAAGAAGUGGGAUUCCAAUAUCCAAUAAUCUCUGUAAUUGGGGGAGGUAAAAGAGAAGUUGAUCUGUAUGCCUACAUAUUUGGUGCAGAUUUGACUGUUUUCUUUUUAGUUGCCAUAUUCUAUCAAUCUGUCAUAAAAAACAAAAGUCAAUUUCUUGAGGUGUAUCAGCUUGAAGAUCAAUUUCCUAAAGAGUUUGUGUUCAUCUUAAUGGUCAUCUUCUUCCUGAUUGUUCUUGAUCGAAUCAUCUACCUCUGUUCAUUUGCUACAGGGAAAGUGAUAUUUUACCUUUUCAACCUUAUACUCUUUACUUAUUAUGUCACUGAGUAUGCUUGGCACAUGCAACCUUCACAUCUACAAGCUGCAGGAUUAGCUCUCCGUGCUAUAUAUAUCACAAAAGCAGUUUCUCUUGCGUUGCAAGCCAUACAAAUCCGAUAUGGGAUUCCUCAUAAAAGCACUUUGUAUCAGCAGUUUCUGACAAGCGAAGUUUCACGAAUUAAUUAUUUAGGUUAUCGACUUUAUCGUUCUCUGCCAUUCCUUUAUGAAUUACGGUGUGUACUCGACUGGUCAUGCACAACUACAUCAUUGACAAUGUAUGAUUGGCUUAAGCUUGAAGACAUAUAUGCAAGCUUGUAUCUAGUCAAAUGUGAUGCAGUCUUGAAUAGAGCUCAGCACAAACAAGGAGAGAAGCAGACAAAAUGGACUAAAUUCUGCAAUGGGAUAUGUCUAUUCUUCAUAUUGAUGUGUGUUAUCUGGGCUCCUAUGCUGAUGUACAGCAGUGGCAACCCAACAAAUAUUUCAAACCCAAUCAAUGAUGCAAGUAUUCAGGUUGAUAUUAAGACAUCUCUUGGUGGAAGGUUGACAUUGUACGAGACCAGUCUCUGUAAAAGGCUCCAGUCAGAUAAGCUGGAUGUAGGUGUUGAUCUUGAUCCACAAAAUUAUCUGGGUGCAUAUGAUAAGAGUGAUAUCCAGCUAAUAUGCUGUCAAGCAGAUGCAAGUACUUUGUGGUUGGUUCCCGAUGUGGUUCUGACUAGAUUCAUUCAGUCCCUUGAGCAGGACAGGAGUAUUAGUUUCUCUUGGGUCCUCAACAGGGACAGGCCAAAAGGCAAGGAAGUUGUUAGAUAUGAAAGAAGUGUCGACCCUCAGGAUCUUCCAAGAGCAUCAGAAGUCCAGGAAGUUCUCAAUGGCACCUCCAACAGCUUUAGGAUAUAUAAUGUUUACCCAAGAUACUUUCGGGUUACUGGCUCUGGUGAUGUUAGACCUAUUGACCAGGAGGCAAAUGUGGUUAGCGCAGAUCUUGUCAUAAAUCGUGGAAAUCAUGAAUGGUGGUCCUUUUAUGAUAUCAAUUCGUCAGAUGUGAAUGGAUGCGGAGGUUUGACAGGACCUAUGGCCAUCAUUGUCUCUGAGGAAACACCACAGGGUAUUCUUGGUGAAACUCUAAGCAAGUUCAGCAUAUGGGGCCUGUACAUUACAUUUGUGCUGGCAGUUGGUCGUUUCAUCAGGCUGCAGUGCUCUGACUUGAGAAUGAGAAUCCCAUAUGAGAAUCUUCCCUCCUGUGACAGGUUGAUAGCCAUUUGUGAGGAUAUAUAUGCUGCAAGAGCAGAGGGUGAGCUUGGAGUUGAAGAGGUCCUUUACUGGACAUUAGUGAAGAUUUACAGGUCGCCGCACAUGCUACUUGAGUACACCAAACCUGACUAGGCUUGAAGACUAAAUAUGCUACCCCUAGCUAUUAACAUCUUCAUGGGCGUGAUGGUGAUUGUAUGUUUGAUUAAACUCCGGUUGCAGCAAAUCAGCUGUGGAAAGCUUCCUAUUUGUUCAUAUGCUUUCUGCAUGGCAUCCUCUCGUUUUUUUGUUGUUGAAAGGGAUCAUGAAUACUCGGACCCACAUACAUACAAGUCUGGUGUCUUAUACCAUAUGAAUGUUACAUCACAGAAUGCCAAACAGGGUGUACCAACUUGAUUUGAAGAUGUUGAUAAUACAGGAGAGGUUUUAUUUUUUAGGUUCUCAUUCAUUUGCCGUGUAUAUAAUUAUACUAGUUACUCUUGUAUUUAUACUGCAUUUUGUUAGUAGGGCACAUUUGAAACACGGAUACAUUCAACAAUAUCAAAUGAAUACAUCCAUUUAUUGUGAAAA
Messenger RNA from Malania oleifera, 8417 nucleotides. RefSeq names its product piezo-type mechanosensitive ion channel homolog. The record is from RefSeq and is a predicted model, not a curated record. The transcript has 21 exons. Bases 546 to 7982 code for a protein of 2478 amino acids. NCBI's taxonomy places the organism in Eukaryota, Viridiplantae, Streptophyta, Magnoliopsida, Santalales, Ximeniaceae.